AUGGCAGGAUUUGACGAUUUGGGCGUCUUUUUCAACGACAACCUCUUCAACAACGAAGGAGACAACGCUGACGGCCAGCCCCUGACCGCCGGUGCCGUCAACACAGCCGCCACUAAACGCCGCUUCAAAGAGUUCUUAAGGCAAUACAAUUCGGGAGACUUUCAGUACAAAUACCGGAACCAAAUCAAAGACCGAUACAAUUUGGAUCAGUUCUGGUGCGAAGUGUCUGUCAAUGAGUUGUCGCAGUUUGACGACGAGUUGGGCGAUAAGCUGUCCCGACAUCCCAUGGAGUACUUGAAGCUCUUCGAGUUGGCCGCCACCGAAGUGGCCGAUGAAGUGACCCGACCUCGUGGUGAGCCCAACGCCGACGUGCAGUCCAUGCAAGUGACGCUCAACAGCGACGCCCAUCCCAUCGCCCUCCGCGACCUCAAGUCUGACCAGAUCUCCCGAUUGGUCAAAAUUCCAGGUAUUGUCAUCGGAGCGUCUAAUGUGCGCGCGAAGGCCACUAAGAUUUCGCUUCAAUGUCGCGGCUGUCGCGAGAUUGUCAACGAUGUCAAUAUCAACGCCGGUCUCGAAGGCUAUCUCUUGCCGCGUAAGUGUAACAGCGAUCAGACGGGCCGUCAGAUCAAGUGCCCGAUCGACCCGUACUUUAUAGUACCCGACAAAUGCGAAUGCGUUGACUUCCAACUCCUCAAACUCCAAGAGGUGCCCGAAUCGGUUCCGCACGGAGAGAUGCCCCGACAUAUGCAGCUCUACUGCGAUCGCUAUCUCUGCGAUAGAGUAGUGCCCGGAAAUCGGGUCACAAUUGUCGGCAUAUAUUCCAUCAAAAAGGUGGCCAAACCGCAGAAGAGCGCAAAUGCGGCCGAUUCUCGCGCCACGAUUGGUAUUCGGGCACCAUAUCUGCGAGUUGUGGGCAUUGAGAUCAAUAGCGAGGGUCCGGGACGGGCGGCGGUCGUGCCCUACACUCCCGAUGAGGAGCAGAUGUUCCGUCACUUAGCGAGUACUCCCAAUAUCUAUGAACGCAUUUCUCGAAGUAUUGCGCCCUCUAUUUUUGGAUCCACUGAUAUCAAGAAAGCCAUCGCUUGCUUACUCUUCAGUGGCUCUCGUAAGCGAUUACCCGACGGACUGACCCGAAGAGGUGACAUCAAUGUCCUGCUUCUGGGAGAUCCCGGAACCGCUAAGAGUCAACUGUUGAAGUUUGUGGAGAAGGUGUCACCCAUUGGUGUCUACACUUCGGGCAAAGGAAGCAGUGCCGCAGGUCUUACGGCUUCUGUCAUCAGAGAUCCCGCUUCUCGCAAUUUCGUGAUGGAAGGCGGAGCUAUGGUUUUGGCCGACGGGGGAGUCGUCUGUAUCGAUGAGUUCGACAAAAUGAGAGAAGACGAUAGAGUGGCCAUUCAUGAGGCGAUGGAACAGCAGACCAUUUCCAUAGCCAAAGCCGGCAUCACUACUACACUGAACUCGCGGUGUUCGGUGUUGGCCGCGGCCAACAGUGUGUUCGGCCGUUGGGACGACACCAAAGCCGAUCAGAACAUUGACUUUAUGCCCACCAUUUUGGCCCGAUUUGACAUGAUUUUCAUUGUUAAGGACGAACACAAUGAACGCCGCGACGCGACCAUCGCUAAGCACGUGAUGGAAGUUCACAUCAACGCACAGAAGACCACUGUUGAGGAGUCCGUUGAGGGAGAGUUGAGUCUCAAUGUAUUGAAAAAGUUCAUCGCUUUCUGCAAAUCUAAAUGUGGUCCCCGUAUGUCACCCGCGGCCGCAGAGAAGCUUAAGAAACACUACGUUCUCAUGAGAAAUGGCAGUCGAGAGCAGGAGAACGAGUGCCACAAGAAGUCUGCGAUUCCCAUAACAGUGCGUCAAUUGGAGGCUAUUAUCCGUAUAUCGGAAUCGUUGGCCAAAAUGCAAUUACAACCCUUCGUUCUGGACGUUCACGUAGAAGAGGCUCUGCGACUGUUCCGAGUGUCGACUCUGGCGGCGGCCACUUCUGGCGACCUGAGCGGCGCCGAGGGCUUCACCAGCGAAGAGGAACACCAGUCGAUGAUGCGGUUGGAGAAGCAGAUCAAACGCCGCUUCCCUAUCGGCGCACAGCUCUCGCAGAACAGUAUUGUCAACGAUUUGACGAAACAAAACUUCACCGAACAGUCCAUUCAGAAAGUGUUGUUUUGUAUGCUUAGAAAAGGCGAAAUACAGCACAGAAUGCAGCGUAAAAUGCUUUACAGAAUUAAAUAA
Medioppia subpectinata is the source of this 2232-nucleotide messenger RNA. The record is from the annotation of a GenBank genome assembly. NCBI's taxonomy places the organism in Eukaryota, Metazoa, Arthropoda, Arachnida, Sarcoptiformes, Oppiidae.